Closterium sp. NIES-67 is the source of this 1585-nucleotide messenger RNA. Lineage: Eukaryota; Viridiplantae; Streptophyta; Zygnematophyceae; Desmidiales; Closteriaceae. The record is from the annotation of a GenBank genome assembly.
UCACUCUCGCUCAUCCUCAAGUCACAAUCGCUUGGGGGAUCUUCCCCAACAUCGACUGUUCCGUAGGCUGUGUCGAGCAUGUUUCCAUUUCCACCUGAGCAUGUUUCCCCAAGUCUGAGGAGUAGUAGUUAGUUAGUCUAGGACCGGGUUUCAGUAUCGACGGUUCUUCUUUCUGCUUCCCGCUAAACGCGAAAAUAGUACUUAAGGUAAUGGUUUGCCAUGGCUCCCUCAAAUGGCAUUUUAUCACGCGCGAAAAACUCGCAGCAGCAACAGGCGAAGCAACAGAAACAGCAGAAGCAGCAGCAGAAGCAAGAGCAUGAGCAUCACCACCAGCGCGCGAAACGACCGGCUUCACCAACAACCCUGUCGUCCCGCGUCGCGCCGAAACUCGGCAGCCCUUACCCAAAUACGUCCACCUCGUCGUCACCUCCCGGUAAUGUCACACCCGUUAGUGUCUCAGGAGAUUCUAGAAUCCCAUUCACGCCCGACCAUGGCGUCGAAAUCGAGAAUAGGGUUUCGACUCCCAGAUCGAAACGGUAUCGGAGUUACUGUAGCCGCCGGCGUGCCUGAUAAUGGCGUGGGGAUCGAGACUGCUAGGGUUCCGACGCCGAAUAAACUCGGAGUAGUCAGACUCGGAGUGGGUAGUACUGUCGCCGGCGGCGGCGUGUCGACGAUGGGAGUGGUGGUGUGCCAUUCGCACUCGGUGCAGUUCGUGCUGCGGCCGACCGACGGCGCGAUCCUCCACGCGAGCAAAGGAGCGGUUAAGACGCUCGGCUACUCGCCCGACGAGCUGCUGUCGACGUCUCUUCUCCGCCUGGCCGCGCCUCUCCCGCUGAACGACUGGCGCGCAGUCGUGCAGCGCCUAGAGACGGCGCAAAUCGACUCGGCCGCGCUUCCCCUCACCCUCACGUGCCCCGCACUGCCCCCGCCGCCGUUUCCGCCUCACCAUCCGCUUCUGCCUCCGCCUCACCCUCCGCUUCUGCCUCCGCCUCCGUGGCUGCUGCAGCGGCCGCGCUUCUAGGCGCGGGAGAAGGUGCGUUGGGCGGAAGGGGCGGAGAAGCGGGGGGAGUCCGUGCAGAAGGGGGAAGGAUUCCGCAGCAGCAUCCACAUUUCCCUGUAGAAACGCUUGGAGCGCCAAAAAGCAAAUCGGGGGAACUUAUAGCGGUUUCAUCCCGCCCUGACACACCUGGAGACUUGUUCACACUUUCUGGGGGAACUUCCCCUAUUAAUGUUUCCAGCCUCUCCCCGUCCACCUCGCCGUAUGCUCUAGACCCCCUUGCUGCGAUGUCUGAAUCGGAAGGGGAGGGGCGUGUGACUAUAGCGGGGGUGACGGGGAUGUGAUUAUAACGGGGAUGAGUUUUGGCCCGAGUGAGGGAGUAGGAGAGGAGGGGGGUGGGAGAGGCGGAGGGGCAAGAGGAGGAGGAGGACGGGAUGGUGGUGGUGGAGGAGGGGGAAGUGCGCUAUUUAGCCUGGAAACUGAGGGUUCUUUCGAUGCACUACCCGUAUCCCCGUUUUCCGCCGCGCCAAGGCCUCUUCCUCCUCCUUCCCCUUGUGCUUCUGCUGCUAUCCCUCCGGCUGCCCCUAC